Molecule: messenger RNA, 2356 nt
Organism: Juglans regia (Persian walnut)
Lineage: Eukaryota; Viridiplantae; Streptophyta; Magnoliopsida; Fagales; Juglandaceae
Product: cellulose synthase-like protein E6
Exons: 8
Coding region: 48-2285 (745 amino acids)
Biological process (GO): plant-type primary cell wall biogenesis; cellulose biosynthetic process
Cellular component (GO): plasma membrane; trans-Golgi network
Molecular function (GO): mannan synthase activity; cellulose synthase (UDP-forming) activity
Source: RefSeq, a predicted model, not a curated record
CUCCAAGGAACAUGUGAGACUUGAGUGAGUGAGUGAGAGCGAGAGAGAUGGGUGAGAUCGAGAUUGGAAAUACUGAUAAUCGUCAUCUUCCUCUUUUUGAAACAAAGACGCCAAGAACACGGAUCCAUUUUCAACUCUAUGCACUUUUAAUCUUCGUGUGUAUAUCCUUAAUCUUUAUAUAUAGACUCAGCUAUAUACCAGCAAAAGAAGAAGCAGGAAGAAGAUGGGCUUGGGUGGGAUUGUUUGUAUCAGAGAUAUGGUUUUGCUUUUACUGGUUUCUCACCGCCGUUGUCCGAGGAAACCCCAUCUACCGUUAUACUUUCAAAGACCGGCUCUCUCUCAGAUACCAGAGUUCUAAUUUGCCGGGAAUAGACAUAUUCGUGUGCACCGCAGACCCCACGAUAGAACCACCAGUCAUGGUGAUUAACACAGUGCUGUCAGUCAUGGCUUUUGACUAUCCACCGGAAAAGCUAAACGUUUAUCUCUCAGACGAUGGUGGCUCGGACUUGACGUUUUACGCCAUGCUAGAGGCCUCGCGUUUCUCAAAGAUUUGGCUUCCGUUUUGCAAGAAGUUCAAAGUUGAACCAAGAUCUCCGGAUGCAUAUUUCCGCAGCGCUGAGCAGCCGCCACUACCGGAGGAUGAUCCUGUCAUGGCAAAAAACUGGUCUUCCGUCAAGAAAUCAUAUGAAGACAUGAAACAACGGAUUGAAACCACCACAAAGUUGGGUCGAGUUUCAGAAGAAAUACGCAAAGAACAUAAGGGAUUCAGAGAGUGGAACCUGGUUGCAAGCCGAUGCGAUCAUCAAACCAUUCUUCAAGUACUUGUUGGUCAUGGGAAAGACCCUAAGGCUGUGGACAUCGAAGGACAACCUUUGCCAACUCUGGUGUACUUGGCACGUGAAAAAAGACCCCAGCACCACCACAAUUUCAAAGCAGGAGCCAUGAAUGCACUGAUUAGGGUGUCAGAAAGGAUGAGCAAUUCUCCGAUAAUUCUUAAUGUGGACUGCGACAUGUAUUCAAGCAAUUCGGAGUCGGUGAGGGAUGCUGUGUGUUUUUUUAUGGAUGAAGAAAGAGGUGAUGAAGUUGGAUUUGUACAGUUUCCACAGACUUUCGAGAAUCUUACCAAGAAUGAUGUUUACAGUAGUAGCUUCAACAUAGGGAGCAUGGUCGAGUUUCCAGGAUUGGAUGGGCAUGGAGGGCCUUGCUACAUUGGUACUGGGUGCUUUCACAGAAGAGAGAGUCUCUGUGGACAGAAGUAUAGCAAGGAACGCAAGACAGAUUGGGAAAUAUGGAACAAGCCACAGGUAGGAGUGAGUGCCAGUUCGCUGGAAAACGAAUGCAAAGUCCUUGCCAGUUGCACCUAUGAAGAUAAUACUCAGUGGGGAAAGGAGAAGGGUCUGAAGUAUGGCUAUCCAGUUGAAGAUGUCCUUACUGGAUUAGCUAUACAAUGUCGAGGAUGGAGAUCCAUAUAUUUCAAUCCAGAAAAGAAGGGCUUCCUCGGACUAGCUCCAACAACAUUACUGCAGUCACUUGUACAGCAUAAAAGAUGGAGUGGAGGUGAUUUUCAAAUCUUUGUCUCAAGAUACUGUCCCUUUGUCCAUGGGUAUAAAAAGAUUCCCCUUAAACUUCAACUUUCGUACUCUCUCUAUCUGCUAUGGGCUGCAAACUGCUUGCCUACGCUGUACUAUGUUAUAGUGCCAUCCCUGUUCCUGCUUAGAGGUAUCUCCUUGUUUCCAGAGGUUUCAAACCCAUGGGUGCUACCAUUUGCGCUAGUCAUCUUUGUCCACCGGGCAUACAGUCUGGGAGAAUUUGUUUGGUGUGGGGGCACAUUCCAAGGAUGGUGGAAUGAUCAAAGGAUGUGGCUAUUCAAAAGAACUAGUUCCUACUUCUUUGGCUUCUUUGACAGUAUUCUAAAACUACUAGGACAUACAAAGUCGGCCUUUGUCAUCACGGCAAAGGUGGCUGAAGAUGAUGUGUCGCAGAGAUAUGAGCAGGAGGUCAUGGAGUUUGGCACUUCUUCCCCAAUGUUUACCAUUUUAGCUACGCUUGCACUGCUAAAUGCAUUCUGUUUCAUUGGAGGAAUGAAGAGAUUGAUUAUGGAUAUGAAAACUUGGGUUUCAGACCCAUUUUCAUUGCAAAUUCUUCUAUGUGCUCUCCUGGUUCUAAUCAACCUGCCUGUUUACCAAGGUCUUUUCCUCAGGAAAGACAAUGGCAGGAUGCCAAGCUCAGUAACAACACAGGCAGUUAUGUUCGCACUAUUGGCUUGUACAUUAGCCCUGUGCUAAGUUCUAUCUCGAUGCCAAGCAAAACUUCAGCUGUAACAAGCUAUGCUUCAGAAACAUUUUCACUUCUCUAA